Trypanosoma brucei brucei TREU927 is the source of this 1770-nucleotide messenger RNA. Its product is annotated as disulfide isomerase, putative. Bases 1 to 1770 code for a protein of 589 amino acids. Lineage: Eukaryota; Euglenozoa; Kinetoplastea; Trypanosomatida; Trypanosomatidae. Gene Ontology annotation, biological process: response to endoplasmic reticulum stress. The transcript has a single exon. Gene Ontology annotation, cellular component: endoplasmic reticulum lumen. Gene Ontology annotation, molecular function: protein disulfide isomerase activity; protein-disulfide reductase activity. The record is from RefSeq and is a predicted model, not a curated record.
AUGCAACGAACGAAAAGUUUGCUUCAUGUCCUGCUUGUGGUAGCACUAGUGCUCUUUUUAUUGAUUACUGAGGUUUCGGUUGCUGGAGGGGUUGUUGACUUGGGAAAUGAGGUACGGGAGGACACCAUACCGCUACUUAAUGACGACACAUUCGACUCGUAUGUUUUUUCAAAGGGAUCUAAUGAUAAAGAGGGGCGAAAGAGAGGACCUUGGCUCAUAUUCUUUUUUGCUCCAUGGUGUGGUCACUGCAAGGCCGCCUUGCCCAAGUAUGCGGAUGCUAAUUUGCAGUUGGCGAAACUUGGAGUUCAGCACGCGAGGUUUGCAACCGUCAAUGCUGUAAAGAGUCCCGAAUUGGCGUUGCGGUUCCGCGUAAAGGUAUACCCGACGCUCAUAUAUACCACUGGCAAGGCAGAAAACUGGCAUGUGUACCGUGGUGCCCUCACUCCCGAGACUUUAAUGAAGUUUGCGACCCAACUUCAUUUAGCCGGCACUGUUGGGUCAUUUGCCGAUUUGACAUCAAGCCCCGAUGAAUUCGUUAGGGCGCAUCGGCAGGAUAUGGGAAGGCGCGUGCCCAUGUAUGUUUAUCUUCCUCCAACAGGUUCUCGAAGUGCCAAUGCACCGCACCAGCGAGAAGAACUUGUUCCAGGGCAACAUGGAGUGGGUGAAGGGGAAGGGCAACAGGGAGUGCAAGCGAAUAAUAGUAAGUCCAUCCAUGAGGAGAAGCACAUGCAGAAACAAGAUCGGCUUUCUGACGCGCGCGAGGCGCGGUGGAAUGUUGCCGUGGACGCUGCUGCUUCGAUGGAAAAGAUUCGGUUUGGUGUGAUAUAUGGUGAUGACGUGCCAUCUGCUUGGGCAGAGACGGGGAUAACGCCAUAUAUUGCCGUUCUCGAGGCCGCACAGCGGUGUAAAGGCAGUGGGCCCGAUGGCGCACUUGUGCUUGUUGAUUCUGACGCAUACAAACAACCACAAUGUUACGAAGGUCCGUGGUUUGAGGAGUCCGUCAAUAUCCCUCAAAAGAGCGGGGCGGAGAGCGUGACCCCGCUGCUUCACCCAUCCUUCAUAGCCUUCUUCAUGUUAAACGGCCUUCAUGCAGUGGAACGAGCUUCGUCAUCGCUUCUAUCAGCCGUUACCACCACGAACCAUCACUAUUUGGGCCUCCUUAUCACGAAUGGCCCUAUUACACAAACUGACACUAAUAUGCUUCCAGCUCUGCGUGAGGUGGUGCAAGAACGAAACGAAGCUCGCCGUGCGGUCGCUGUGGGGCUUGAACCUCAGCGGAGGGUCUCGUUGGCGUACGUUGAUGGUCGCACUCACGAGGCGUGGCGUACGCAAUACAAAGUGAAGCUGGAAGAACUCCCCGCCUUCGUGGUUGUGGACCCGCGGCGGAACAAGGUAUACCGCUUGCGCAGGCACACUCCUCACUUCGAGGUAAUUAAAUUCUUCUUGCCGUGGCCGCGUGGGGGCGAGCAACAGUCAGUCAUCGUUUCCUUCAUUGCUGAUGUCGAACGUGGGGUCGCGGUUGGUGAAAAGAUGACAUUUGUCGGGGAGGUUGCAGAGCAUCUGCUGCGACUUCCGGGAGUGGAGUUUCUCUACGAGGUCCUCGAGUUCGAAGACAGUCUACUUGUGGUUGUUGUGCUCGCCCUCUUUGUGUUUGCGAUCGUACUCCUCAUUGUACUCGUCGUAGAGCCGGUGUUUGAGCGGCGUGCGGAUGAAAGGAUGACGGGGUACGGGGAAAGGGACACUUCUGCAGUUGAAAAGAAGAGGAACUAA